AACGCUUGUUGCUUCCACGUCUCUCUCUCACACUCUCCCUCCGCCUCCGUCUCGGUCGAUACGCGUCGCGCCAGUUACCGCUAGAGCCGGACCGAAUCGGCGCCAUUAUUCGACCAGUUUGUCCCGAAAUUCAAAAGCAAAUGGCGGGUCAAAAAGUUCAAGAUUGAAAUCUGAAUUUGAAUGGAAAUGCCAUUACAACAGUGACGUGAAGAAGCCAGAGAUUUGCAUUGAAAUUGUGAAAGAUGGUUGGCUGUGAAAGAGGAAGCGGAAAUGAAUUGAAAAUCGAAUUAUGUUUGCAUUGAAUGAAAUGCAGCCAAAAAAAGAUGAAAGAAAAUAGCAAAAGUAAUUCCGCCAGCGAAGAGGAAACCCGCUGAAAGGAAAAUACAGAAUACAAAUGUAAACAAAAGUGCAUAUAAUACACAGAAUUAACGAGUGGAGUGUCUCAAUGAAUGUGUAAACCGUCAAACGGAAAUUUAAAUAAAUCGUAAUUAUUAGAUAAUAAUUGCUUUGUACAGCGGAAACUACCAGUACGAGUCCGAGUGCGAGUACUGAGUAUUUCCCUCACUUUAAAAAUAGCUUCAGUAUUUGUGUGUGUUUGUGAUUAAUAAAAAUUCGAUGUGCGAAUUGUUUACAAUUGAAAAGAAACGAAACAAAUAGCAUAUCCAUACGUAAGUGUUGGAUCAACGCAAACAAAACCUUGAAAGCUUUCAACCAUCACCAUCAUCGGGAAAAGUCAACAAUUAAUAGUGGAUUUCAUAGAGCUAAGUGGGUCCAUCAUCCAUCAUCCAUCGGCAGCAGAAUGGAAAGCCAGAUGUGAACACAACAAACAACACCCACAACACAAACAGCUAUGAGCAGACCAGAUCCUCAAAAUGCUGUUCACACACACAAUUGGCAUUAGCUUCAUAAUCCAGCAAUGGCUGGUGCUGGUGCUGAUAUGUUGUGCAACUACCAGUGCCACGGACUUGGGGGUCAACAGUAGCACUACAACUGCCUCGGGCAUAGGGCGCAACAGUAGCACUGCCGGUGCCACCACAAUGGCAACAACUUCGGGGAUCCCAAGGCCAGAUGCCAGCCAGAAAGCAUCAGAUGUGAGAUCAGCAGAGCCAGGAACCAGGAUACGCAUCAACCCAAUGACCGAUGGGGAAAUCACGGAACUGAGUACCAACGUCACUUUGUACAUGGAGAAGAUACCGCGCAUACAGGUGCGAUGGCAGGACAACCUGCCCGAAGGCACUUCCUACAAUGUCCUUGUCAGUGCCGUGAACAACACACGCUGUCCGGAUGCCCCCUGCAGCGAGUACGGCAUCAAGGAGAAGCCAUCGAGCUAUGUCUACCUGCCGCUCAACCCCAAUCUUAAUGUGGAGUCGGUCGACUGCAACUACAUGUUCGGCUGUCAGUAUAAGGUCACCGUGGAGACCUCUAAUGCCCUGGUCCGGAGAUCCACUCGCAUCUUUAUUCCACAAUGCGUGUCCGGAAAGUGCUCCUGUCAGCUGGCGCCAACCCCACCCAAGGUCCUGACUGCUGCCAAAAUGCUGACCAACGACACCAUUAGCAUCAGUUUUUCAAUCCAGGCCAGUGAGCAGUUGCGUAAGGAGCAGGCCAGUCACCUGCACGAGACGCUUCGUCUCUACAAAAUGCAAUUAAAAAUAAACGAAGAAAUGAAUCCUUCAUUGCCCUGGGGAGGAGUACUAAAAAAUCUCCUGAUUCGAGCCUAUAAUCUGAGCGAGCUGAACUUCAAGCCCACACCGAAGGGCUUCGAGGGUAACAUGAGGCUGCCGCUUGGCACACAGCUGAAGGAAAAGGCCUCCCUAAAUCUGCAGGCCGUCAUCAUGGAUACGUCUGGCUGUGAAGGGCCUCGCAGUGUAACCAAGGUACCAGUGCCAGCCAAUCCCAUAGUGCUCUCGGACGAGGAUAACGUGAGCAACUCCAUUAUCAUUAUGAGCGCUAUGCUUAUUGCUGUUAUCCUGGCCGGCCUCUACCUGCUGAUGGUGCGCCGCCGACGGGCCCGGACCAAGGCCAAGCUGCAGAAAGAGGAGAUCUAUAUGAAAACCUUCGCUACCUCCGCUAUCGAAAUGGAGGACAACAUCAACUACGUGGACAAGUAUGUGGAGCAGUCGCAGGCCCAGGGUCUGGCCGACAUAUUCGAAGUGCCACACUCGGCCAUCCACAUGGGACGCAUGCUGGGAGAGGGUGCAUUCGGACGCGUUCACGAGGCGACGGCCAUCAACCUGCGACGCAUGCGGGGCACAACUAUUGUGGCUGUGAAGCAGCUGAAACCGAAUCCCACUGCCGACGAGGUGGCCGAAUUUCUGGCUGAAAUUGAAAUGCUCAAGGGUGUUGGCACACAUCACAAUGUGGUCUGCUUUCUGGGCUGCUCCACAAUCAAGGCGCCCUACCUCAUGAUUAUGGAGUAUGUGGGACGGGGCAAUUUGCUGAGCUAUUUGCGAACGGUGCGGCAGGAGGCAGGUAAACUGAAGCUCCGCAAUGCCAACUACACCAGCUGCAAGCCCAUCAUGGCCAGAACGGUUAGUGGUGGCACCUCCACCUCUGCAGGGGGUCUGCCCAAGUCUAACCAGAGCGUCAACUAUAUCGAAUUGAAGGCAUCCAGCCAAAGCAUAGAGCUCCAAUGCUCCGAGGACUCCUCCACUGGUCCUCCGAAUAGUCUGGGACCGGCUCGAGGCCGGGAGACCAUUCCCUCGUUCGCCGAAACCACCUAUACCAUUGUGGAGGACGAGGAGCCCUUUGAGUACAUCCUCGACAACAGAGAGUUGCACAACUUUGCCUUGCAGAUAGCAAACGGCAUGCGAUUCCUCGAAGAGCAAGAGAUUACGCAUCGAGACCUGGCUGCUCGCAAUGUGCUAAUUGACAAUAACAAGACCUUGAAAAUUUCCGAUUUCGGCCUGUCCAGGCAUGGCAUCUACACAAACACAAAGACGCGAAAGCUGCCCCUGCGCUGGCUCUCCAUCGAGGCCAUUCGGGACAAUGUCUACUCGAGCAAGAGCGACAUCUGGGCGUACGGCGUGGUGCUGUGGGAGAUUGGCACGCUGGGCGCAUCGCCGUAUCCCACGAUAAGCAACAGCGAGCUGAUACCCUUCCUGCUGGCAGGAAACCGCCUGCAGCGGCCGGACAUCUGCACACCGCAGGUGUACACCAUCAUGCUGCAGUGCUGGCUGGAGGAGCCCGAGGAGCGGCCCACAUUCGAUGCCCUGUACAGGGUGUUGAGCCCAAAGACCACGUAUGUGGACAUUAACAGUCUGAGUGAUGAUUACGUAUUUCCGCCGAUUAAAGAGAAUAGGGAUUAGAAUAGUCUUU
Molecule: messenger RNA, 3315 nt
Organism: Drosophila persimilis
Lineage: Eukaryota; Metazoa; Arthropoda; Insecta; Diptera; Drosophilidae
Product: macrophage colony-stimulating factor 1 receptor
Exons: 15
Coding region: 873-3305 (810 amino acids)
Biological process (GO): protein phosphorylation; positive regulation of kinase activity; cell surface receptor protein tyrosine kinase signaling pathway
Cellular component (GO): signaling receptor complex
Molecular function (GO): ATP binding; transmembrane receptor protein tyrosine kinase activity
Source: RefSeq, a predicted model, not a curated record